Molecule: messenger RNA, 2703 nt
Organism: Leishmania mexicana MHOM/GT/2001/U1103
Lineage: Eukaryota; Euglenozoa; Kinetoplastea; Trypanosomatida; Trypanosomatidae
Exons: 1
Coding region: 1-2703 (900 amino acids)
Biological process (GO): protein transport to vacuole involved in ubiquitin-dependent protein catabolic process via the multivesicular body sorting pathway
Cellular component (GO): endosome
Molecular function (GO): protein binding
Source: RefSeq, a predicted model, not a curated record
AUGUCCGACUCGGCACUGAGCCACACGCCGGACCGGUUUAUAUUCUUGCCGUUCCGCCUCGGCGAAAAGGACAUCCCGGACUGGUCGUUGUGCUCGCGGUACGUUGCCACGUACCACGCGAGCAACAACACGACCACCGUCGAUGACGCCAUCAAAUCCAUGGCGGCGUACCACAACACGAUUGUGAAGACGUGCACCCUCCAUGAGUCGAAGCGGACGCCGAAUGAGAGCUUCAUCAAGCACACACUGCUGCGUUACUGCCGCCUGGUGGGGCAGGCUCAGGCCCACCUGCCGCUGCACAGCGGGCACGUGAGCAAAAACCUGAAGUUCGUCUGGUUUGACAGCUUCGAUGAAUCAACAAAGUAUGAGAGCACGAAUUCAAACUCGGAGCUGGUGAGCUGCGUGUACAACCUAGCCGCCUCGUACGUGUACGUGGCUGCGACGCAGGCGCACACGGGGUCCAUGGAUGAGGUGAAAGAGGCGUACAAGCACUUCCAGAACGCUGCCGGCUACUACGAAAUGGUCACCUCCAUGCUGGAUCGUCUGCCAUCGGAACAGCUCACGAAGGGCGACAUGAAGCGGGACUCGCUGGCGAUGCUCACUCGGCUGUGUCUCGCCCAGGCUCACCACUGCGGCUACCUCAAGGCAGAGGAGACGAUGAAAGGAAAGCAUGAUGUGCUCUCCAAGAUUGCCGCGGAGGCGGCGAAGCAGUAUGAGGACGUUCUCUCGUCUUUCAAGACCUCGGUAUGGCUGGCGAAGAAGGCGACCAACGCGAAGGAGGUCGAGGCCCACCUCGGCGCCAACGUCUGCAUCUUCAAGGCGCGCGCCCACCUUCACCUAGGCGUCAAGAAUGCGGAAGAAAGCGAGAUGGGCGUGGCCAUCGCGCACUACCGAAAGGCAAAGGCGCACCUGAUGAAGCUGCCCCGCAUGCCGACGCAGUCGCUGACGGUGUGGGUCAACAGCAUCGUCACAAGCGCCAACGCGGCCGAGGAGAAGGCGGAGAAAGCAAACACGUCCGUCUACUUCUCCCGCAUUCCGAAGGAGGUACCGGAGCCGGAGGGGUUGCCCCGCUCACUUGGCACCCCAACAGAGCAUCCGAGCUUUGUGUGUUUUGUGUCGACACGCGGCGAAGACCCCUUCUUCGGUAUCGUUCCCGCGCACAUUGCGAAGACGGUGAGCGCCUGGCGCGAGAAGCAGCGCAACCUGGUCAACGUCUGCACCUCCGCCGCCGCCAACGCGCGCAAGAGCACGCAGACGAAGUUUCAGACACUGGGGGUAGUGGCAGCCAUUCAGGCAAUGUCCGGCGAGUUUGAGGGUCGCGGCCGCGUGCCGGAGCCGCUGCGCUCGAGUAUUCUGAAGCUGCGGGAGGAGAACAAGAGCCAAAGUGGGGCCACCUACAGCGUGACCGACAUCCUCAUGAGCAACGUGAAUACAUGCAGUGAAAUGUACCAAGUUGCGGAUAGCAAGCUGAAGGAAGUGAGCGCAGAGUUGGAGAAGGACAGGAUGACGGAUAGGCGCUAUGUUGAGGCUUAUGGGGAGAAAAUGUGGCGUGCCGUGCACCCCGCCUCCGACCAAACACCGGACCACUGCACCAUCUUGGCUGCCAUCAGCGAGCACGAGAAGGGUCUGCAGCAGUGGUUAGUGGCGCCGUUCAACGAGGCGAAGAAGACACUAGCGGAAAACAUGCGCAACAUCGCACGCCUGGACUGGCCGAUUGCCGAUUUGGACGCGCUGAUGCCGUUCGUGGAGACCAAGGAGGCACGCCAGCAGUCAGGCAAGGUCAUGGAGUUAGUGGCGAAGCUGAAGGAGUUAGUGGAGGCGAAGGUGCGCAUCGAGAGCGAGCAAGCGACGGUGGAAAAGGUGCUGCACGAUAAACUGGAGUCUGACGACGUCGUUUUCGGCAUUUCCUCCGUCGAGUCAACGCAGCGUGACACGAUGCUGGAGAAGGCCUCCAAAGACAUCUCGGACGUGAUCGAGAAGGUGAACGAGAAGGUGCGGCAGGAGCGGGAACUGGUGCCCAAGGUCGAGGAGCUGAUGGAGCAGAUUGGCACUCUACAGAGUACUGACCCUCUCUCUGCAGAGAUUCAGAAGGUGUCUAACGGGCUCGAAAACGCUUGCUCCAUCUAUCAGGAGCUCAUGAAGGACUUCGCCAGCAUGGUGCAGUACGGCUCCAAGGCUGUGGACGAGAUCGACGCUACUCUCAGAAAUGCCAAGUCCUACACGAUGAGUCGCGAGCUUCAGGCGCAGGAGGUGCAGAGCCGUCUGGAUGAGCAGAUUGCGGCGAGGAUAAACCAGAUGCAAGACGUAGAGGGCCAAAUCGCCGAAUCGCGCCGGCGCCAAGAACUCCUACAGCAGCAGAUUGCCUCGCUGGAGCAACAAGCGACGCAGCAGCCCGCAUACCAGUACCUAGCGUCGCCUCUGCAGCAGCCGUACCAGCCGCUGCCACAGCAACACCAGUACCACCAGACGGCCCCAGCAUCGGCCGCGGCAUAUCAGUACCCUCCCCCGAUCAUGCAGCAGCCACCGCUUCAGCAGCAGCAGCCUGUUCCGCCGUCGUACGAUCAACUCAGUAGCAUGACCUCCGUACCAGUGGCGCAGCCACCACCACCGCAGCAGACGAAUGCGUACCAGUAUCCACCGUCAUCACUUCCGCAGCCUGCCAGUCCAAGCUGCCCCUCGUACAAGCCGCCAUUUACACUGUAG